Messenger RNA from Dicentrarchus labrax (European seabass), 2197 nucleotides. Its product is annotated as CD151 antigen. Bases 192 to 953 code for a protein of 253 amino acids. Gene Ontology annotation, cellular component: membrane. The transcript has 8 exons. NCBI's taxonomy places the organism in Eukaryota, Metazoa, Chordata, Actinopteri, Moronidae. The record is from RefSeq and is a predicted model, not a curated record.
CAGCAGCAGCUCCAGUCUCACUUUCUGGACGUGAGCUCAGCAUUUUGAUUUUUCUAGCCUCCAGCUUCACCCUGCUGUCGGAGAGGCCCUUUAUCCAGGGGGGGAAGUGGAAUGAAAACAGACGACAUCUAGGAAUAGUUGAACAUAUUGUUGGUUGCUCUACGUCGAUAGAAGAUUACAGAAACAGCAGCAUGGGGGUCUAUGAGGAGAAAAAGGAAACAUGUGGAACCGUCUGCCUGAAAUACCUCCUGUUUACAUUCAACUUUCUCUUCUGGUUGGCAGGGGGCGUUGUGAUGGCGGUGGGCGUUUGGACCUUGGUUGAGAAGAGCGACUACAUCAGCCUUCUCUCCUCCAAGACCUACGCUGCCUCCGCCUACAUACUGGUCCUGGCUGGAGCCAUCGUCAUGGUAACAGGCGUGCUGGGCUGCUGUGCCACCUUCAAGGAGCAGAGGAGGCUACUGCGAGUGUACUUUGUCCUGCUGCUGUGUAUCUUCCUGUUGGAGAUCCUGGCUGGCAUCCUGGCUUAUAUCUACUACCAGCAGUUGAAUGACGAGCUGAAGCAGAAUCUGAAGGAGACCAUGACCCAGAAGUAUCAACAGAAAGGCCACGAGCAAGUCACCAGGGCUGUAGACAAACUGCAGCAAGAGUUCAAGUGCUGUGGCAGCAACAGUUCAUCCGACUGGAAUCAGAGCGUCUGGAUUCGCUCCUUAGAGGCAAGCCAAAGACAUGUGCCUGACAGCUGCUGUAAGACUCCCACUGAGUUCUGUGGCCGCAGGGACCACCCAUCCAACAUCUACAAGGUGGAGGGCGGCUGCAUCACCAAACUGGAGAAAUUCAUCCUGGACCAUCUGAAGAUCAUUGGAGCAGUGGGUGUUGGGAUUGCCUGUGUACAGAUCAUAGGGAUGGUGUUUACAUGCUGCCUAUAUCGAAGUCUAAAGGCAGAGCCAUACUAAGAGAAGCAGAAGAAGAAAAGUGUGUGAGUGUAGGAGGUAACUUCAUCACCACAUGCCAUACUCAAAUAGCCCAUAGGUUCUUUUCUUUGCCUUGCACAUAGGGGAAGGAAAAUUUGGCAAGGGAUCAAAUUGCACAUCUGAGGAUCUCAUUUUGGUAAACAAAGGGUGGAAAAACACUACAAGGUAUCUUGAAGUAAUUAGGUGCUCAAAUUGCAGUCUCAGCUACAUCUUCAAGAUCACAGCACUGUGAGAAAAAGCCUUCGAGAGAAACUGAUGGGAAUUUUAACACAGAUUGUGUAAAUGAGCGUGGGACAGCCUCCUUGGGACUAAAACAUUGUAGUUUUCUUCCACUCGGAUUCCCUCGAUGUACAUUUAUGUUUGUGGACCAGGUGCUGCACCCAAGAGUGGAGUAAAGACCGGUGGAGUAAAACUGGCACUUUGCAGAAAAUGUUAAUCUUGGUCGCAGCAGCCUUCCUUUCCCAGCAGCACGGUUUAACAAGCCGAACUCUGGGGCCCCCCUUUCAACUGCAGCAGCAUUUUGUUUCCACGCUAACUAGCCAGUCAUGCAUUUUAAAUAUUUUUUCAGUAGUGGCCUUUUUAAACUUUUGAACUGUUAGUUUUUGUAUUUUUUACAUGAUUAUUUUCUGUAACAUGUGAGGCACUUUCUUUUGAGCUAUGAGGCUUUAUUUGCCUAAUGUUUCUUCAUCGUGUUUGAUCAUGUUUAAAACCUUAAAGACCUGCUGCCAAGGAAGGUACAUAAGUGCCUCACUCAACAGCAUAACUGCACCAUUUGACACAGCAAAGCCAGCAUUUUAACCAUUAAGUCUGAUAUUAAUGAAGUGAUUUUGUGAUUGAAUACAUACAAGCAGUGCCACUAAUGUUGCUCAUAAGAAAGUGCCUCAUUUUUUCUUUUUUAUACAAGGGAUUUAUCCACUGAUGCCAAAGUUGUCAACUGUAACUUUGUGUAAGGACCUACUGCAUCUCUUCUAGCCUUAUUCAUUCUACUGAUGUCUCUCUUUUUAGAUUGUUUUCAUAUAUGAAGAUUGUGUUUACUUUUCUAUAGACCAUAAAUAUAUUAUUGUAUUUAACAGACACAUGGUAGAAAAUGAUUUUUUCACUCACUGUCAGCAAUGAUCUUUUUCCUAUGUGCCUCAAAGUCGACACUGGAUUAACCUACUGUAUUUCUGUCUUAAUAACAAUAAUCCAGGAAUAAUUUUAGCUUGAAUAAACAUGGAUCAAAGACA